AUGAGCCUUUUGUUGACAUGUCUUACAAUGAAAAGACAAAUUAUGCAUAUGAUAAGAUAUCGUUAUAUUCCAUUUACAACUGGCAAACCUCGUCCAAAAGGGAAAGAAGAUAGUGGAAAAGUUGUUAUUGGUUAG
Molecule: messenger RNA, 135 nt
Organism: Meloidogyne enterolobii
Lineage: Eukaryota; Metazoa; Nematoda; Chromadorea; Rhabditida; Meloidogynidae
Source: the annotation of a GenBank genome assembly